AUGUGGAUUAGCUUUGCGAACGAGCAUUCGCCGACCGGCUACGAUGUCGAAAACUUCAAUGUGACCUGGCCUACCUACAAGCCCGGAAAUGCGGUGAACAUGCUAUUUGGCAUUGAUGAAACGAAGCCGGAGCAGGAAACAUCCAGAACUGUUGCUAUCCGUUAUAUCAUUAACUCUUUCGGCGAUCUACGAGUUUAA
Molecule: messenger RNA, 198 nt
Organism: Alternaria burnsii
Lineage: Eukaryota; Fungi; Ascomycota; Dothideomycetes; Pleosporales; Pleosporaceae
Exons: 2
Coding region: 1-198 (65 amino acids)
Source: RefSeq, a predicted model, not a curated record